Molecule: messenger RNA, 4508 nt
Organism: Saimiri boliviensis boliviensis (Bolivian squirrel monkey)
Lineage: Eukaryota; Metazoa; Chordata; Mammalia; Primates; Cebidae
Gene: TLK1
Product: tousled like kinase 1
Biological process (GO): chromosome segregation; peptidyl-serine phosphorylation; intracellular signal transduction
Cellular component (GO): nucleus
Molecular function (GO): protein serine/threonine kinase activity; ATP binding
Source: RefSeq, a predicted model, not a curated record
UCCCCCAAGCCCGCUCCCGCGGCCGCCGCUGCCGCCGCCGCCGCCGCUACCGGAGGCGCAGGAGCCUCGCGAUAGUGUUUGCACAGGCGGCGCGUGACGCCGCCGCCGCCUGUAACUGAUGCAGAGGUUACCCCGCCGCCUCAGCCGCCACCCACCGCCCGCUGCCGCUGCCGCCGCCGCCGCCGCCGCCUCUCGGGCGACGCCUGGGGCCGACGCACUGCAGAGGUGCCGGCAGGUUCCGCCCGCGGAAGUCUCCUCUGCCGGCGCAGCCCUCGCUCCGCCCGCGCUCCGACCCCGGCCCUGGCGGGCGCCCCCUCGACGCCUCUGCCGCCGCGCUCCUUCCCUCCGCCUCUUCUCCGGCGCGCCCGCCCGCUCCCUCGCUUCUCCCCCUUUCCCUCCUCCCCGUCCCCUCUCCUUCCCUCACCUCUUUCCUCCCCACCUCCCCUCUUGGUUUCCUCCCCCAUCCCCUUGACUCUCCCCUCCCUGCCCUUGCUCUCUCACUCGCCCUCAGCGCGGCCCCCGCCAUGACGGAGGCGGGUGCCGGUGCCGUUGCCGCCGCUGCCGUCGCAGGGGGGGAGUCGGGUUCCCAGAAAGUAGCUUGAUGAGUGUCCAAAGUAGCAGUGGAAGUUUGGAGGGGCCGCCAUCUUGGUCCCAGCUCUCCACGUCUCCAACCCCGGGCUCGGCGGCGGCGGCCAGGUCCCUGCUGAAUCACACGCCGCCAUCCGGGAGGCCCAGGGAAGGUGCAAUGGAUGAGCUUCAUAGUCUGGAUCCAAGAAGGCAAGAGUUACUGGAAGCUAGAUUUACUGGAGUUGCAAGUGGAAGCACUGGGAGUACGGGCAGUUGCAGUGUUGGAGCUAAAGCCUCAACAAAUAAUGAAAGCUCUAAUCACAGUUUUGGAAGCUUGGGAUCUUUAAGUGACAAAGAAUCAGAGACACCAGAGAAGAAACAAUCGGAAUCAUCCAGGGGAAGAAAGAGAAAAGCAGAAAACCAGAAUGAAAGUAGUCAGGGAAAAAGUAUUGGGGGACGUGGCCACAAAAUUAGCGACUAUUUUGAAUACCAGGGUGGAAAUGGCUCAAGUCCAGUGAGAGGCAUACCUCCUGCAAUCCGUUCUCCUCAGAAUUCACAUUCACAUUCCACUCCUUCCUCCUCUGUUCGACCGAAUAGCCCUUCUCCUACUGCAUUAGCAUUUGGGGACCACCCUAUUGUACAACCAAAGCAGUUAUCCUUUAAAAUUAUUCAGACUGAUCUCACAAUGCUGAAAUUAGCAGCAUUAGAAAGUAAUAAAAUCCAGGACCUGGAAAAGAAGGAAGGACGUAUAGAUGAUUUGCUCAGGGCUAACUGUGAUCUCAGACGGCAAAUAGAUGAACAACAAAAAUUACUUGAAAAAUAUAAAGAACGAUUAAAUAAGUGCAUAUCAAUGAGCAAGAAACUUCUUAUUGAAAAGAGUACGCAAGAAAAACUGUCAAGCAGAGAGAAGAGUAUGCAAGAUCGAUUACGCCUUGGGCACUUUACAACAGUUAGACAUGGCGCUUCAUUUACUGAGCAGUGGACAGAUGGUUUUGCAUUUCAGAAUCUUGUGAAGCAACAAGAAUGGGUGAAUCAGCAAAGGGAAGAUAUUGAAAGGCAAAGGAAACUUCUAGCCAAACGCAAACCUCCCACAGCUAAUAAUUCUCAGGCACCCUCUACCAAUUCUGAACCAAAACAAAGGAAAAACAAAGCAGUCAAUGGAGCAGAAAAUGAUCCCUUUGUUAGACCAAAUUUACCACAACUGUUGACUUUGGCAGAAUAUCAUGAACAGGAAGAAAUAUUCAAACUUAGACUAGGACAUCUCAAAAAGGAAGAGGCAGAAAUCCAGGCAGAACUUGAACGUUUGGAAAGAGUCAGAAAUCUUCACAUACGAGAGCUGAAAAGAAUAAACAAUGAAGAUAAUUCACAGUUCAAAGAUCAUCCAACAUUAAACGAAAGAUAUUUAUUACUCCAUCUGCUUGGUAGAGGUGGCUUUAGUGAAGUAUAUAAGGCUUUUGACCUUUAUGAACAAAGAUAUGCUGCUGUGAAGAUACAUCAGCUUAAUAAAAGCUGGAGAGAUGAGAAGAAAGAAAACUACCACAAACAUGCCUGCAGAGAGUAUAGAAUACACAAAGAACUGGAUCACCCCAGAAUAGUUAAACUCUAUGAUUAUUUCUCCUUGGAUACAGAUACGUUUUGUACAGUGUUAGAAUACUGUGAAGGCAAUGACUUGGAUUUCUAUCUGAAGCAACACAAGUUAAUGUCAGAGAAGGAAGCUAGGUCUAUUGUAAUGCAGAUUGUAAAUGCACUAAGAUAUCUCAAUGAGAUCAAACCCCCUAUUAUACAUUAUGAUCUUAAGCCAGGAAACAUCCUUUUGGUAGAUGGAACAGCAUGUGGUGAAAUCAAAAUCACUGAUUUUGGUCUGUCCAAGAUUAUGGAUGAUGAUAGCUAUGGUGUAGAUGGAAUGGAUCUAACUUCCCAGGGGGCAGGCACUUACUGGUAUUUACCUCCUGAGUGUUUUGUAGUUGGAAAAGAGCCACCAAAGAUUUCCAACAAGGUUGAUGUAUGGUCAGUUGGAGUCAUCUUCUUUCAGUGUCUUUAUGGUAGAAAGCCAUUUGGUCACAAUCAAUCUCAACAAGACAUUCUUCAAGAAAAUACAAUAUUAAAAGCCACCGAAGUCCAGUUCCCUGUAAAACCGGUUGUAAGCAGUGAAGCCAAGGCCUUUAUAAGACGCUGUUUGGCCUAUCGAAAAGAAGAUCGAUUUGAUGUGCACCAGCUGGCAAAUGACCCAUACCUUCUCCCACACAUGAGAAGAUCGAAUUCUUCAGGAAACCUACACAUGGCUGGGCUGACAGCAUCCCCUACCCCCCCUUCUUCAAGCAUAAUUACUUACUGACUUUCCUCCAAGAUUGGCAUGAUAUCUUUGAAUUGCUUCCAGAUGCACACUUGAGUUUGAGAGCAUUUGACUGUUUUUUUGUUUUUUUUUUUUUUUUACGUAAGACAUGAUUAAGAACUGUUUGUGAACUGAAAGUUCCUCAUAGUGUCAUUGUAUGAGAGUGGAUCAUGGACAGUGAAUAAAUGCACACUUCUGACUAUAAUUUUGAGCAGUGAAGGAUGACUGCCUGUUAAACAGAAACAGGAAGACCAUGUUAAGAUAGAAGAAAACACAUUUUGUUUCAUUUGGGGGAACACUGUAAAUAACGUUUAUAAUACUUAAAUACAUUUGGUUGUUACUAGAGAGUUCUAAUAUGAAGGGUAGUUUUUCAUUAUUUAAAAACACAUGGAAAAAUAUGAGACAUAUUUCUAACACACGAAUUACAGUGCCUGGAUACAUUCUUCAGCAUUUGGCAGUUAAUCUGCUGAAACCAAAGUAAGAACUGAAUGACAGUGACAGUUGUGUUUUAUAGUAAUAGAAUGCGAGAGUUAGAAUCUUUGGACGAAGUUAGGCUUUGUCAUUUGCCUAUUCUGGUCUUUACCAAGUUGUACCUCGAAAUCACAUGUCCGUUUUCUUUCACUGGUUAUAUUAAAGGGAGAACUAUUGUUUUUAAAUACUUUACACCUUGGGCAAAGUGAGCUGCUUGUUUUGAAAUCAGUUGAAUUCACUAAAUUGUAAUAUUGCCAGUGUUUUCAACACAUUAGAAUUGCUAACAGGUAUUUUUCUUUUGUUACCAGGCCUUGUUCAUCAAAACAGGUGACAGUAUGUAACCAAAUGCAGACCAGUUCUAUGCAGGAUAAUGAUAAAUUCCCUUCUAGCUCUAUUGUAAAUUGUUGUACAGAUGUCAUAUUUCAAUUACUAAGUUUCAGCAGCUUAUUCUUGUACAAAUGUUUAAAAUAUGGCUUUUCUAAUUGGAUAUUGUAUUUUUUUUAAGUCUUCUUGAAGGCGCUCUAAUUGCUGCUAAAUGAUGUUGCUUCUUUGCUAAAAAAUUAAAUGACCUCCUAGAAGGUGCAAGUUGACUGUACAUCAGAGAUAUUAAAAAGCAGACAUUCAUUAACAAUCAAGAUGUAAAAAUGAUCCACGUUGGAUAUGUUGAGUUCUUUAAAUCAGUUAAUUGGCUUCUAGGGCUGUGGAGCACAUAGAUACUAGAUUUAUAAAUUGUUCAUGGUUAUUCUACAUUUCUAGAAAGUUCUUAUCAGGAAGAUGGUCCCAUAAACAAGUUUCUUGUGAUUUGUACAGCUUUGUUAAAAUGUGAACAUUUUCUAACUGCCUCGUAGGGUAGAAACCAAUAUUUUUCAGGAUGCUGUAUUUCACUCCUGUAAGGACUUUUUCCUUAUUGUCACAUUCAUAAGGCUGAUUCUUAACAUGUAAGUUGUUCAUGUUGCAGAAAAAGGAGGUUAUACUUACCACGGAUUAUCUUUAAUAUUGUACAGUUAAACUGUAUUUCUGAUGUUGCAAGCCAUUUUGUUUUUUCAUUGUACAUAGACACAUUGUCUCUUUAAAAUGCUGCUGAAAUUGUAGAGAAUAUAGCCAAAACAGUAAUAAACAAUGACAGUUAAAAUGUAAA